This is a messenger RNA of Gekko japonicus, 5424 nucleotides long. RefSeq names its product ATPase, Ca++ transporting, cardiac muscle, slow twitch 2 (gene ATP2A2). Gene Ontology annotation, molecular function: ATP binding; ATP hydrolysis activity; P-type calcium transporter activity. The coding region runs from base 688 to 3816 and encodes 1042 amino acids. Gene Ontology annotation, biological process: intracellular calcium ion homeostasis; calcium ion transmembrane transport. Gene Ontology annotation, cellular component: membrane. The record is from RefSeq and is a predicted model, not a curated record. The transcript is spliced from 20 exons. Lineage: Eukaryota; Metazoa; Chordata; Lepidosauria; Squamata; Gekkonidae.
GGGGAACGAAAGGAAAGAAAGCCGGGAAGCCUCCUCCGCCAGCGGCCUGGGCCUCAGGACCACCACCCCGGGGGACAGUGGCUGCCCACCCCCCUGAGGGAACCGAGGAGGGACGACUGGACCGCGGAGCCCCCCCCCCCCAAACUGUCUUUUCCUUCCGACCUCUGAGGGGGAAAACAAGCCAUACAUCUGCAGCCCCCUCCUUCAAAGUUCCCUCAGUGACAAAAGCCCCCCGAUUUUAAAGGGGGCGGCCUUCCGUGACCGAUUUAUCCCCCUCCCCUUAAAAAAGGGGGCCCCCAGUCUUCAGGGGCGGGGGUAGAAAAGGGGGGGCGCCGCCUCCUGAGGGGAAACCGCCCCUUCCCCCUCCCCCAGCCGCUCUUCUCAGGGCGGGGGGGUCGCUGAAGAGAGAGGAAAGAGACAACUGAUCGUUCCCCCCCCUCCUUAGUCCUCCCCCCGGUCCGGACUUCGCCGGCUGUCGCGCGUGGCGGCAGAGCGGGAGAGGCGGCGGAGGCGGCGUGGGGCUCCGUAGGGGCGGGCGAGGGAGGGCGAGGUGGCCGGCCGAGGCUCCGCGCUUGGUUCCUGCGGCGGCGGCGGCGAAGGAGGAAGAGGAAGAGCGAGAGAGCGACGAGGAGAAGGAGGCGCGCCAGGGAACCCAGUCGCCACCGCCGCCGCUUCCCGGCCUCCGCCAUGGAGAACGCGCACACCAAGACCGUGGAGGAAGUCCUGGCUUAUUUCAGCGUCAACGAGAGCACCGGCCUCAGCUUGGAGCAGGUCAAGAAGCUCCGCGAGCGGUGGGGAACCAACGAACUACCAGCUGAAGAAGGAAAAACUUUACUGGAGCUCGUGAUCGAACAGUUUGAAGACUUAUUAGUUAGAAUUUUGUUGUUGGCAGCGUGUAUAUCUUUUGUUUUGGCCUGGUUUGAAGAAGGUGAAGAAACAGUAACAGCCUUUGUAGAGCCUUUUGUAAUUUUACUCAUAUUAGUUGCUAAUGCAAUUGUUGGUGUGUGGCAGGAGAGAAAUGCUGAAAAUGCUAUUGAAGCUCUUAAAGAAUAUGAACCUGAAAUGGGCAAAGUAUAUCGACAAGACAGAAAAAGUGUCCAAAGGAUAAAAGCUAGAGACAUCAUCCCCGGUGAUAUUGUGGAAGUAGCUGUUGGAGACAAGGUCCCUGCUGAUAUAAGAAUUACUUCUAUAAAAUCUACAACUCUAAGGGUAGACCAAUCAAUUCUUACAGGUGAAUCCGUAUCUGUAAUCAAGCACACAGACCCUGUGCCUGAUCCUCGUGCAGUGAAUCAGGACAAGAAGAACAUGCUCUUUUCUGGUACGAACAUUGCUGCAGGCAAGGCCAUGGGUGUGGUUGUGGCAACAGGGGUCAACACCGAAAUUGGCAAAAUUCGUGAUGAAAUGGUGGCCACCGAGCAGGAGAGGACCCCGCUCCAGCAGAAGCUGGAUGAAUUUGGGGAACAGCUGUCAAAGGUCAUCUCACUUAUAUGCAUUGCGGUGUGGAUAAUCAACAUUGGUCACUUCAAUGAUCCUGUCCACGGUGGCUCUUGGAUCCGGGGUGCCAUCUACUACUUCAAAAUUGCUGUCGCCCUGGCGGUGGCUGCAAUCCCCGAAGGUCUGCCUGCUGUCAUUACCACCUGCUUGGCUCUGGGAACCCGCCGGAUGGCCAAAAAGAACGCUAUUGUUCGAAGCCUACCAUCCGUGGAAACCCUGGGCUGCACUUCAGUCAUUUGCUCAGACAAGACUGGCACUCUCACCACCAACCAGAUGUCUGUCUGCAGGGUAUUCGUUCUGGACAGAGUGGAAGGGGAUAGCUGUUCUCUGAAUGAAUUUACAGUGUCUGGCUCAACAUAUGCUCCCGUAGGAGAAGUGCAUAAAGAUGACAAACUUGUCAGAUGCUCUCAGUAUGACGGCCUUAUAGAAUUGGCAACCAUCUGUGCCCUCUGCAACGACUCUUCUCUGGAUUUCAAUGAGGCAAAGGGAGUAUAUGAGAAGGUUGGUGAAGCUACCGAGACAGCCCUCACUUGCCUGGUUGAGAAGAUGAAUGUGUUUGACACGGAACUGAAAGGCUUGUCAAGAAUUGAACGAGCAAAUGCCUGCAACUCGGUGAUAAAGCAACUCAUGAAGAAAGAGUUCACUCUUGAAUUCUCACGAGAUAGAAAGUCGAUGUCUGUGUACUGCACUCCAAACAAGCCCAGUCGGACGGCCAUGAGCAAGAUGUUCGUUAAGGGUGCUCCCGAAGGUGUGAUCGAUAGGUGUACGCACAUCCGGGUCGGAAGCACUAAAGUGCCUUUGACUCCAGGAAUUAAGCAGAAGAUCCUGACUGUCAUCCGAGAGUGGGGCUCAGGCAGAGACACUCUGCGUUGUCUAGCUUUGGCAACACACGACAAUCCACUCAGGAGGGAUGAAAUGAAGCUGGAGGAAUCUGCAAACUUCAUUACUUAUGAGACCAAUUUGACCUUCGUCGGCUGUGUGGGCAUGUUGGAUCCCCCCAGAAUUGAAGUGGCUUCAUCCAUAAAGCUGUGCAGGCAAGCUGGUAUUCGCGUGAUCAUGAUAACGGGGGACAACAAAGGGACUGCGGUGGCCAUCUGCCGUCGCAUUGGCAUCUUUGGGGACGAUGAAGAUGUCACCACAAAAGCUUUCACCGGCCGUGAAUUUGACGAACUCUCCCUAGCUGCCCAGAGAGACGCUUGCCUAAAUGCCCGCUGUUUUGCCCGUGUGGAGCCUUCCCAUAAGUCUAAAAUUGUCGAGUUCCUGCAGUCUCUUGAUGAGAUCACAGCUAUGACUGGUGAUGGAGUCAACGAUGCCCCAGCCCUGAAGAAAGCAGAGAUUGGGAUUGCAAUGGGGUCAGGCACCGCCGUGGCAAAGUCAGCUUCAGAAAUGGUGCUGGCAGAUGACAACUUCUCGACUAUCGUAGCUGCUGUGGAAGAGGGCCGUGCAAUCUACAAUAACAUGAAACAGUUCAUUCGCUACCUCAUCUCUUCAAAUGUCGGGGAGGUUGUCUGUAUCUUCCUGACUGCUGCUCUGGGUUUCCCUGAAGCUUUAAUCCCCGUCCAGCUGUUGUGGGUAAACCUUGUGACGGAUGGCCUCCCUGCCACUGCCCUGGGAUUCAACCCCCCUGAUCUGGACAUCAUGGACAAACCUCCUCGCAAUCCUAAAGAGCCCCUGAUCUCUGGCUGGCUCUUUUUCCGUUAUUUGGCCAUAGGAUGCUAUGUUGGAGCUGCUACCGUGGGGGCUGCCGCUUGGUGGUUUAUUGCUGCUGAUGGUGGCCCAAGAAUCACCUUCUACCAGCUGAGCCAUUUCCUGCAGUGCAAAGAUGAAAACCCAGAUUUUGAAGGUGUCGACUGUGUUGUCUUUGAGUCUCCGUAUCCUAUGACGAUGGCUCUCUCUGUCUUGGUCACCAUUGAGAUGUGCAAUGCCCUCAACAGCCUGUCAGAGAACCAGUCCUUGCUGCGCAUGCCUCCGUGGGAGAACGUCUGGCUGCUGGGUUCCAUCUGCUUGUCCAUGUCUCUUCAUUUCCUCAUCCUCUAUGUGGAGCCACUGCCACUGAUAUUCCAAAUCACACCCCUGAAUCUGACCCAGUGGCUGAUGGUGCUGAAAAUCUCGCUGCCCGUCAUUCUGCUGGAUGAGACACUUAAAUUUGUGGCGCGUAACUACUUAGAGCCUGGUAAACAUAGUAUGCUGCCUGCCACCAAACCACGACCUCUGUCCGCAUGCACUGAAGGGAUUUCCUGGCCGUUUGUGUUCAUUACCUUGCCCUUGGUUAUCUGGCUGUACAGCACAGACACUAACUUUAGUGACAUGUUCAUGUCUUGACCUGAAGUGAUAACCGUUUGACAGAAAGAUGUUUAACUUAAAUCAAUUUUUUUAUUGUUUAAAGCAAUUUGUCUUAUUCUGCUGAAUUUUCACAUGAACAUAUUUGCUGGUGACUGAGGUUUCAUAUUCCUAGAUUUUUGGGUUUUCUUAUUUUUUUCCCCCCUGACUCCAGUAGGGGAGCAGUAUCCCCCCCCCUCUUUUAUACACAACUAGGGUGUCCAUUGACAUGUACAGAGAAAUUAACACUAUUUUAUGCAAAUAUUUUUUGUAGAGGAGAAGCAUGUACAGUGUUCUGUUUAAUAGUUAACCCAUCCUUGUAAAAACAAAAGAAUAGCGUUUUGCGGGGCUGGGGGGGGUGCCAGUGGACACUAUCUAGCAAACUUCAAUUGGUAGCAGAUUUUAGGGAAUGAAUGUUUUUUGGUGUGUUUCUUUUUUUCCCCUCUCAAAACUAAAAGCAUGCAGUUGUGUGUGCAUUCUGCAUGGUCAUCUAAUCUUAAUUUGUCAUUCAGUUGGGCUUUUUCUGCACUGGGCAGAGUAUACUGCUACCUCAGUAUUUCCCCCCCACACCCUCCGCCCUUUCCGUUCUUCUCCCCAUCUUUCUUCUCCUUCCUCUUUCGAUAUUUUAGGUUCUAACUUAAUUUUGUUUACACCCGCCUUAAUGAGAGGUAUGUCUAUUCUCGCUAGUGCAGAAGAGAACCAUUCCAGGUGGUGUUGUAUGGUGGUGUUCCCCCCCAUCUCCCCUUAACACAAGUAGGGAUUUUUUUUUAAAGAUUAUUUAUUUAAAUGUCUUAUUUUUAUUGUAACAGCAUUGUUUCACCAGCAUUGCCUGUUCUGGGAGGGUGGGGGAGACGGCUGCCUGGAUGGGACAUCAAGCAAGGAGUGGAAAAAAUAAUAAUAAUAAAAAACAUCUUUUUAUUGAGAGAUUUCUAUGGCUGUCUUUUCAUUAAGCCCCAGGAACCUGAGUUCCUUUUUAAUUAUCUAUAAUUUUUUUGCACGUGUCAAACUUUUUUUUCUUUCUUUCUUUUUUUUUUUUGUUUGGUUUUAAAAUCUGAGCAUUUGGUAAUGGGACCUGGAAGCAAACAACUCAGAAUGUACACAGCCGGAGUUCUCGCUGGGUUUGGUUUUUUUGUUAAACCUCUAACUGUCAGUGACACAUUUUGGCGUAUAGUCCGCUGGCCACGUUCUUCUAGCCUGAUGUGGAAAAAGUAACCAAGUUUCUGUGUGUAUGUAUGUGCGUGCGUGUGUGUGUUUUGUAAAAUCUGUAAAUACCACAUGACCAAAUGAACAUAUUGUAUAGAACUAUUUUUUAUUUUUAAUGUGGCACUAACCACCGUCAUUCUAUUAAGAUAAAUGUUAGCGCAUGAUGUCGUGUUUUGCCCCUCCAAACUGAGUCCUGUACCAACAAUGUGUAAGUUCAUUAACAGUCCUAACUGUGUGGUGUUUCUCUCCAAUGCCUUCCAACAUUCAUCGACUGAAGUGAGUAUUUCUUUUCCAUUUCACCAUUCCAGUGGUGAUGUGCUGUUUUAAAAAAGAAAAAAGCAUAUGCUGUAUACAUGUCAAAGAAUAAAUGCUGAUUUUUUCCUCCAUCCCAUGCUGCGUUUUGUCAGA